Molecule: messenger RNA, 1568 nt
Organism: Punctularia strigosozonata HHB-11173 SS5
Lineage: Eukaryota; Fungi; Basidiomycota; Agaricomycetes; Corticiales; Punctulariaceae
Exons: 6
Coding region: 129-1364 (411 amino acids)
Molecular function (GO): protein binding
Source: RefSeq, a predicted model, not a curated record
CCUGAACCACACCCCCCGCCCAGAUACACUCCCCUCCGGGCGCACCGCACAGGCACUGCCCGAAACGGAUCCACGCGUCCGGCCACUUCUCGCAGUCUCCCCCCCAUCACGCCUUCGCCAAGACAGCCAUGUCUGACUCGCCUUGCGUGUCCUUCAUCGGCAUAGUCGAUUUUACCCAGGAAGCCAGAUGGAUAUUCUGCAGCGAAUCCGUCUACGACCUCCUGGGCUACGAGCCCCGUGAGCUCAUCGGCCGGCCCUCGCUAGAGCUCGUCCAUCCGGACGAGUUCCGGGACGUGAAGCAGAUUCACUACGACACCAUUUCCCAAGAUAAAGCAGCCGUCUUGCUCUACACCCGGAUGAGGCAUAAGGACCCGUACAAGGGAUACAUACUUUGCGCCGUUUCUCGCACCGUCGCGCAUGACGUCCUCGUGGGUUCGGUCUCGUUCGCAACUCCUGGUCCGAAGGCCAUGCACACAGCCUCCACCGCCCAAGAGAUCACCGUCAUUGCACCCACAGCGAAGAACUUUCAGUUUCGGCGCUGGAACGACCCGGAUCCGAUGCCGAACCUACCGCACCCCACCACAGUCGACUACACGCCGGGCUCACGAUACUCGUCCCCGGAUACGGAUUCCGAAGACGAAGACGCGAGCGAGAGUGACCGAAGCGAUCGCUCCGCCUCAGAUGCCGAAGAAAUGACGUACAGACGAGCGUCUCAAACGCCUCCCAGCGAGGUCUCGUCGCCCACCGGCUCAGACGCCUCAGCCCCAAAAUCGCGAUCGCGGAAACCCAAGAACAAGGGGCGCGGAUCUCACAAGGAAAAGGGCGUGAUCUCGUUCGACCCUUUGCCCUCGCAGUCCGUGCGCACGGCGCUCAUCUUGGACCGCUUCAGCACCCGUUGCCCGAUCAUGUACUGCAGCAACGACUUUCUGCUGCAGACGACGCUUUGCAUGGGCCGGUCCAUAUACGAUUUUGUGGCCAAAAAAGACGAGGACCUUGUCCGGAGCUGGGUGGACGCCGUCAAGGGCUGGGGCGUGAACGAGCGCGGGCAACCGAGCGACGGCGGAUUCGGAUUUGGGCGCUUUAGGUGUUGCAGGAAGGGAAGGGACUCAAGUGCCGCCGCACCCGAUGCGUCGCCCACGCGUCGCGAGCGCCAUCGUCAGCACUCGGUUUCGCAUCCUCACGCGUACCCGAGCCCGUCAAACUCUAGCAGAAAUAAUCGGGAUCGGCGCAAGGACAAGGACGGCGAAAGGGACAGGAAUGGGAGAAGAUUUAGAGAACGCGAGGACGACGACGAGUUCUUGGUCGAUGCCAUCUUCAGCGCGCAUUCGGACGGUCUGAUGGUCAUCCUCCGUCGAGCGCGGUAGCGCAUGCUCGCGAUUUCAUUCACGUUUUCCCUGGUGAUCUUGUACGGAUUUGGAUGACCUAUGGGGUGUAACAGGUUGUGGUGUUUCAUUGGCUCGAGGUCCGUGGAUGUAACGAUCUUCUUGGUUUCUCACCUUCGGUUACUGAGCGUUGACAAUGUUUACGCGUUUACAUGUUAUUUCUGGAUACGCGUGCCGCGUCCUCUC